Ruditapes philippinarum (Manila clam) is the source of this 862-nucleotide messenger RNA. RefSeq lists its product as uncharacterized. Lineage: Eukaryota; Metazoa; Mollusca; Bivalvia; Venerida; Veneridae. The transcript is spliced from 3 exons. The record is from RefSeq and is a predicted model, not a curated record. Bases 113 to 862 code for a protein of 249 amino acids.
GCAUUAUGUAUAUGUUUUUUUUUUCAAUAUGUGAAAUUAUUCAUCCACUCAACAAAGGAACAAUUUAUGCAUAAACAGAAAAUGUGUCGUGUAGAAUGGCGAUAAAGAUAUCAUGAUGGCGCACGAAGUACAUUUAAAGAACAGCAAAUACCGACAGUGGGUAAAGGCAGGCCUAGGCUUAGGUUAUCUGAAAGAAGGACUAGCACCGUUUUGUGAUGACAUAGGAAAACAGCAGCACAAAGAUAUUAUAAAAAAAAUUCAAGGAACAAAGACUCCUAAACCAAAUGUACCAUGUGGCGUCUGUCAGAUAACUUCUCUCCAGCCAGACCACGUUCGAGUCUCAAAAGGAAUAUGUCCACUCAAGCAAGACAAAUGUAACUGUUGCUUUCCAAAUAAUAAGAAACCCUGUCCAAACAACAUAUGUGGUGCCAUCUAUGACAGCAUUAUACAGAAUCAUGCAUCAAUACCACCGGCACCUUUUUGGAGAAACAGCGAUGCCCAUGAUUGGUCCGUUGACCCAUGGAGCAUAUGCAAAUGUUUUAUAAAUGCUCCUGGGUACAAGGACAAGACAUCAGCAGUCGACGUUGACUGCUCGGGGCUACUACAUGUUAUCAUAAAUAACAAAUAUUUUCAUAAUCAUAUUGGAUGCAAUGUAACAGGACCAAACAAUCUUUUCGCAAAGGUCAGACAAUAUAGAAAUGAAAUUUUUCACUCAAGCAGUAUGGAGUUAGAGGAAACAGAGGCAAAUUCUUACAUUGAAGAUAUGAUAUCAGUUCUACAAGAUGGAAAGGAGCUUAUACACCAUCAGGCUUCUCAACUAGCUGUCGGGAAACUACAUGAUGUAAGUGUAAAUAAUGAAUAA